CUCUAGAGGGCGCUGCCGAAAGACCGGGCGCAGAAGGAACGCGAAGAGGAAACGCGUUAAAUUUGGGCACCGCCGCUGCCCGUAGCCGGCGUCCUCAACAUGGCGGCUCCCCAAGAUGUCCACGUCCGUAUCUGUAACCAAGAGAUUGUCAAAUUCGACCUGGAGGUGAAGGCGCUUAUCCAGGAUAUUCGAGAUUGUUCAGGACCAUUAAGUGCACUUACUGAACUGAAUACUAAAGUGAAAGAGAAGUUUCAGCAGUUGCGGCACAGAAUACAGGAGCUUGAGCAGUCAGCUAAAGAGCAAGACAAAGAGUCGGAGAAGCAAGUUCUGCUCCAGGAAGUGGAGAAUCACAAAAAGCAGAUGCUCAGCAAUCAGACCUCAUGGAGGAAGGCUAAUCUCACUUGCAAAAUUGCUAUCGACAAUCUAGAGAAAGCAGAACUUCUCCAGGGAGGAGACCUCUUAAGGCAAAGGAAAACCACCAAAGAGAGCCUGGCCCAGACGUCCAGUGCCAUCACGGAGAGCCUCAUGGGGAUCAGCAGGAUGAUGUCCCAGCAGGUCCAGCAGAGCGAGGAAGCCAUGCAGACUCUAGCCAAUUCUUCCCGGACUAUCCUGGAUGCAAAUGAAGAGUUUAAGUCCAUGUCAGGGACCAUCCAGUUGGGACGGAAGCUUAUCACAAAAUAUAAUCGCCGAGAGCUGACGGACAAGCUUCUCAUUUUCCUUGCCCUGGCCCUUUUCCUUGCUACGGUCCUCUAUAUUGUAAAAAAGCGGCUCUUUCCAUUUUUGUAAGAUCUAGAAUUACCAGCUUUUGCCCUUUAAGCUCCAGUGUCAGGAUCUGUCCAUGCUCCUGAGCUCUGGCCCCAGCUGCCAAACCAUUGCACACCUCUGUGGCCUGCUCCACUUGCUCAGCAGGUGGAUUGCAGACCCAGCCUCCCAGCUUUCUGUAGGCAGCUGGUUAGCCUAUGAAGGGUGAGUAGAGCAAGGGGAGUCCUGUCAUCAGGACACCUGCAGGACACAGGGACUCCAGGAGCCAUCACACAGUGUGUGUGGCUGUCACAUGGGGCAUGCAGAGGCCAGCCUUCAGGAUUGGAUCCUCCUCUCUCCCCUUCUCCUGCUGUAGCCUUAAUGCCAGAUCUGGCGGAAGGAAGAGAGAAGUGGGGAGAAGGAUAAGGAAAACUAAGGCCCAUUCCUUGAAUAAACUUGACUCUAUUUAAUAGAAUGAAAUGCAUGUGGAUUUAUAAUGUAUCCUUCUGGGAAUUUGUGUCCUGUUUUUGAUGUCCAGAUUUCUAGAACAUCAACUUAAGAUCAUUUAUUUGUUUAUUCAACAAAGGAUUAUUAAGCAACAGCCACAUGCAAUGUAUUAUAGACGUUGCUGACCGUUACAAAUACUUGGUAAAGCA
Messenger RNA from Odobenus rosmarus divergens (Pacific walrus), 1397 nucleotides. RefSeq names its product BCL2/adenovirus E1B 19kDa interacting protein 1 (gene BNIP1). Gene Ontology annotation, molecular function: SNAP receptor activity. Gene Ontology annotation, biological process: retrograde vesicle-mediated transport, Golgi to endoplasmic reticulum. The record is from RefSeq and is a predicted model, not a curated record. The transcript is spliced from 6 exons. Bases 100 to 786 code for a protein of 228 amino acids. NCBI's taxonomy places the organism in Eukaryota, Metazoa, Chordata, Mammalia, Carnivora, Odobenidae. Gene Ontology annotation, cellular component: SNARE complex; endoplasmic reticulum.